GUUAAGCGGGUUAAGCCGGGAGGCCUUGCCAUAGCCCGGUUCCUGGCUCUUUUUGAGAUUUUGUUCGCCUUUCGAGUAUCAUCUCUACCAGAUCGACUGCUACAACCGCUAUCGGUGAAACCCACCCGUCAGCCCAAGGCAAUGGGUCGAAAGCGGGACAAGGUGAAGUCCUGGUUCGGGGGCGGCACGACACUCAAACCUCCAGAUGUAGCCGAAUAUGACUCAGGCUCUUCAUUGUCGGCAUCUCAGUCUGCUCACAGCCCAGUCACUGGUACUUCUCAACCCGCGAAGACAGGAGUUGCACAGAGUUCUCGGCCCUUGUCUCACCCACCAUCACCGUAUGCGUCGCCUGCACCCGGUGAGCACAUUUCUCGGCCAGGCAGUCGGACUACGCCUGCACACCAAUUACCCAGCCUCGAUGCCGUCCCGCUUUCCGCAACUCAGACGAAGAAGGCGCUGUGGGUAAAGGCUUUUGAGACACUUCCAGAUGAGACGAGGGCUGCAUUGAUCCGCAACACUGGAACUGUCCAACCACCUGAGCAGAUACAGGAGCAGAUCCAGCAACUGGCCCUUGAGAAGCAGCGACAGGCAGAAGCCAAGACCUGGAAGUUCCGAUUCAACGGUCGACAUGUCAUUCUCCGGGAUGUGGCUGGCAAGAUCAUUGUUUGGCUGGACAAGAUGAAGGGGGUUGGAGAUGUUGCAGUCAGCUUUGAUCCGGUCCAUGGCGCCCUCCCGUGGGCAGCUGUUCGAUUUGUCUUGCAGGCUGCUACUGCGGACAGCCAACAGCACGGUCAGCUUCUUGUCGGCAUGGAGCAGGUGACGUACCUGCUGCUACGCUGCGCGGUGUACGAGACCAUGUACACCAAGGCCGACGUCCUGACCACUGACCAGUCUGCCCAGAACUUCGAAACAGCUCUGAUUCAGCUUUAUGCUAGCAUAUUAUCUUUCAUGGCCCUGUUCAUACGGUUGAUCUCUAAAAGCACUACACGCCGAGCCAUGCACGCGCUGUUCAAUGUAGACGAGCUUGGUCAGCACCUGGGAAACCUACAAACUCUGGAAUUGAGAGUUGAGGUUGAAUUUUCCAUUUUCGAGAGGAUAUACCAGCGACAACUUCAUCACAACCUCGCCGGGCGGUAUGGAGAGCUCCAGGGUGUUCUCACUUCCCAACUGCUCCGUCUUGGCGUAGAUGUCGAAAAGCUCUGGUCCCGCCAAGACAAGGAAAGGAACGCCGAGAUCCUUCAAUGGCUGUCUGGCAUACCUCACCUGAGCGACCACGACGCUGCUAGAGCCGGCCGUGUUGAUGGAACAGGCGAGUGGUUGCUGCGUCACCAAGUUUACAAUGACUGGCGGAACACAAGUGCCUCGAUGGUCCUUUGGUUGCACGGAAUACCUGGGUGUGGUAAGACCAAGCUCAGUUCCAAAGUCAUCGAUGGCUUGAUGGACCUUGUGAGUUCCAAUAUCAAUAACGAGGGUCUGGCAUACUUCUAUUGCGAUCGAAAUCAAGAGGACCAUCAGCAACCCUCACGCGUGCUCCAAAGUCUCGUCCGCCAGCUGGCGGCGAAAACGACAGAUGAGCUCAUCAUGUCUUUUGUUGUCGAUGUGUAUGAUGAGCGCAAAAGCACUGGAUUUGCCAUGAGCCAACUCACAGUGCAGGAAUGCCGGGACCUGGUGGUCAAAAUGCUAAGUCGAUAUUCGCAAACCACCAUCGUUAUCGACGGCCUGGAUGAGUGUAACAAGGAGACUAGGCACAUACUCAUGGAUGCUCUAGAGGAGUUUCUGAAUAGUUCUUCACACCCGGUCAAGAUCUUCAUAGCAAGCCGCAACGAUGGAGAUUUGAAGGCCCGGUACGAGAGCGGACAGCACCUUGAGAUCCAGGCCACAGACAACCAGCAAGACAUCGAGCAGUUCAUCAAGGACAAGCUUGACAAGAGCCCACAAUUUCGGUCCAAAAUAUCUAGCCAGACGCAGAUCAAGAUCGUAUCAACCUUCAGAAAGAAAAGCCAAGCAAUGUUCCAAUGGGCCGCGCUGCAUAUUGAUGAUCUCCUCAAACUCCGACGAGACCAGGAUGUGCUCCAGUAUCUUGAUGACCUACCCGAGGGCUUGAAGAACGCAUACGACAGGAUAUACCAUGAUAUAAAGUCCCGGAAAGGAAGCUGGGGGCAAGUUGCUGAUAGAGCAUUUCAAUGGCUCAUGGGUUCCUACAGGCCUCUGAGGCCUCAUGAGCUUGUGGCUGCAGCUUGCCAGGACCCAGAUACGGCUACGGUGUUUAAAGUCGAUAUAGACAUUGACUUUGUGCUUGAAGCCUGUCACAACCUCAUCACAGUCGUCGAAACGGAUGCGUUUGACAACGGGCGCGGCUCCGUGAGACAUGCCAAGAUCUGCCGCUUCGCUCAUUUAUCAGUCCAAGAGUAUUUCGAAACCCAUCACUGGUCCAAGCAACAGGUUAACCGAGCCAUGGCUUCUGUGUGUCUCGCCAUCUUGUUGAAAUCUGCGACCAACUGCCGCCUCCAUGGAUCGUCCCACGCCUCGCAAGGAUCACAAUCCAACAGCGUCAACCCAAAGCUGCUUGGCUGUGGCCCUCUCACCAACUAUUCACAAGGAUGGUUUUUCCACGUUCGUAUAGCGGACGCUGGAGAUGUCAAGUUGUAUCAAACCGACGCGCACUUUUUCGACUUGGUUGCCACCUUUUCCGCUCAUUACGCUGAAGACUGGAUACGGCGCUUCAAGUCCUACAAAUUCAUCAUCCCGCUGGGAGACGAAGCAAUCGACUUGUCUGUGGUACUCCUCGACAUCCAGUCUGGUCCUUUUGCACUGUUUGCUGCUUUGGGCCUGGCUGGGUAUUUGAAGGUCAUGUUCGAGGAUAACCCACCGCUUUUCGGUCGCUUGAUGGAGGAAACAGAAGAAAUGUUGACCAUGGCCGUUAAGUACGGCCACCUUGAUGUCUGCAGGCUCAUUCUUGAUGCUGGGGCCAAGGUACACGUCAACACUAUGAGUGCCCGUCAACGGAGCUCGCCUAUUCAGAUGGCAGCAUACAACGGGAGAGCGGACUUGGUGGGCCUCCUGUUGGCCAAUGGAGCGGAUGUGAACUGUCACCAGGGACUAUUCAAGAGUCCCUUAAUGGCUGCAGCAUCAGGCCAAGGAUCCAGCGAGACGGCCACCCUUCUCCUCGACGCUGGGGCUGACAUCAACAUAUGCUCCUUCAACUACGGCUCUGCCCUGCAGUAUGCGGCUUACAUGAAUCAUCAAGACAUGGUGAAGCUGCUGAUCGACCGCGGUGCUGACCCGAACCUCGAAGGCGGCUUCUUGGGUAUACCGAUCAUUGCGGCAGUUCUAGGGAAAUCAUCUGCCCUGGUGCCGCUUCUCAAAGCGGGAGCAGAUGUGAACAAGGUUGCCGGGUUUUACGGAACGGUAUUGCAGUUGGCAGUCCACCAGCGUUUCUCGACCGUGGUAAAUCUCCUCCUUGACCAUGGAGCGGAUCCCAAUGUAAGAGGAGGUUACUUUGGAAGCGCGCUGGAGGCGGCGAGCUGGGUUGAUCUACCCUUCCGGCGACUACGGGCCAUAUCUUUAUAA
Messenger RNA from Fusarium keratoplasticum, 3570 nucleotides. RefSeq lists its product as uncharacterized. NCBI's taxonomy places the organism in Eukaryota, Fungi, Ascomycota, Sordariomycetes, Hypocreales, Nectriaceae. Bases 142 to 3570 code for a protein of 1142 amino acids. Gene Ontology annotation, molecular function: protein binding. The record is from RefSeq and is a predicted model, not a curated record. The transcript has 5 exons.